Ostreococcus lucimarinus CCE9901 is the source of this 1260-nucleotide messenger RNA. RefSeq names its product Nucleic acid binding GTPase, translation factor, putative (gene YchF). Lineage: Eukaryota; Viridiplantae; Chlorophyta; Mamiellophyceae; Mamiellales; Bathycoccaceae. Gene Ontology annotation, cellular component: cytoplasm. The record is from RefSeq and is a predicted model, not a curated record. The transcript has a single exon. Gene Ontology annotation, molecular function: ATP hydrolysis activity; ATP binding; GTP binding. Bases 1 to 1260 code for a protein of 419 amino acids.
AUGCUGGCACAGAAGUUCGCACAUACAACGUUGAGAAGUUCGGUGGCGCUUCGAGGUGACGGCUGGUUCUUAAGCGGCAAGUUAACCCUUCGUACGAAAAGUUUUGGCCCUGCACGCUCACGCACUUUGCACUCAAACUGCCGAGCAUCCCUAAAAACUGGUAUAGUUGGACUUCCCAACGUCGGCAAGAGUACACUUUUCAACGCAUUGGUCGAGAACAGUCGAGCGCAGGCAGCUAACUUCCCCUUUUGUACAAUCGAGCCUAACUUUGGGACUGUGCCGGUGUUGGACGGCCGCCUAGAUGUUUUGGCCCGGAUAUCAGGAACGAAAAAUAUUGUGCCAACUGCGGUCGAGAUCGUCGACAUCGCCGGACUCGUGGAAGGAGCGUCAGAAGGCCAAGGUUUGGGUAACAAAUUCCUUGCAAACAUUCGCGAGUGCGACGCCAUCAUUCACGUCGUGCGUUGUUUUGAUGAUGAUAACAUUGUUCACGUGAACGGAAGUGUUGAUCCGAAGAGAGAUGCAGCAAUCAUAAAUUCAGAGCUUGCAUUGUCUGAUAUGAGCCAGAUUCAAAAACGCAUAGAUAAAGUGCGUAAAAGUAAAGGCAAGGUGCACAUCGAUGGGCAGACGGCUGAAACUGAGAUUGAAAUACUUUCAAACAUUCUUACGCAGCUUGAAGACGGUAAACAAGUAAGACAACUCAAACUUAACGAAGACGAACUUUUCGUAAUUAAAGAACUCAAUCUCUUGACGGCAAAACCUUGUAUAUAUGCUGCCAACCUACCAGAAGGUGAUCUUCCAACAAAUGGGGCUACUAACGUCCAUUUCCAGGCCUUAUCCAAGCUUGCGACCGACUCAGAAGCUGGACUUUGCGCUGUUUCGGCACAGGUUGCCGCAGAGUUGAAAGAUUUAACGCAAGAAGAGCGCGAUGACUUUCUUUCUUGCAUCGGAGUGGAGAGUGAUGGCACAAAAGAACUAAUUGAAGUCGCGUAUAGGCAACUCAACUUGCUGACAUAUUUUACAACAGGCGAAAAAGAAACGCGCGCGUGGACGAUAAAGAGAGGCUUUACGGCUCCACAAGCAGCAGCUGUAAUACAUACAGAUUUCGAAAAAGGGUUCAUAAAGGCUGAGACGGUUCAUUAUGAUGACUUUGUGACAAGUGGAGGAUUUGCAGGGGCCAAAGAAAAGGGAGUUUGGCAACUGGAAGGCAAAGACUACGUUGUUCAGGAAGGUGAUGUGAUAGUUUUCAAGGUCAACGCAUAG